AUGCUAGCUAAGCACGGUCAAGACAUAGAUGGGACGGACGGCCAGAAACGACCAUCCCACUACACGGAGGAUCCAUCCCAUGACAAGCGCGAGAAACGCAAAUGUCCCGGGAUAGAGGUUUCCCGCACAUUUCCAAGCAGCUAUGUGGAAGCUCAGAAACAUGGAAAUGACGGAAGGAUUAAAAUAAGAGAUUUUAAUUCUCAAGUACGACGGGACGAAACCCUCCAGUCAAGGAAACGUCUAGACACUCAGCAGCUUGUUGAUCUGAUCAACAAUGAGCCAAUGGAAAGGAGCCACUUGAUCCAGGAAGAUAGGAUCAAGGAGGAGAUGCUCAUCCUCAACGAACCAAUCACGUUCAGCUACCCAGCAGCUUGGGGAAUGGACCAAUGGGAAGGUGCCAUUCGACUCAAGUGGAUUGGGAUGGAAGAAGCUGCUCCAGGCGUGCAGCAAUGCCAUUGGUUGCAUGCGGAAGAGGUGUCGCGUUCUGAAGCCAUCAGACGCCACCUCGAGCUUCCGAAAAACCUAUAUAAAGGCCCCUUGGUCUUCAUUUCCAAACCACACCACAAACUGAAAUCUAGAGAGAGAAACUAG
Microthlaspi erraticum is the source of this 591-nucleotide messenger RNA. The record is from the annotation of a GenBank genome assembly. NCBI's taxonomy places the organism in Eukaryota, Viridiplantae, Streptophyta, Magnoliopsida, Brassicales, Brassicaceae.